ACAAUUGCUAUCGCAAAGGCGCAUGCGCAAGACUUCACUUGUUCGCUCGCAGCAGUAGCUUCUUCAAAAAUACAGCUCUACUACUUUGAUUGGAGUUUGUUCUUCUACGUAGUCGUGGACCCACACCUAACCUAACUACAACUAGUAGUAGUACCUCUUUUAUAGUCAUCAAAGAACAGCAACGCAACAUAGCAAUAAAAAUGUCCUCCAGACCAGCAUCCUCCUCACCAGCAUCUACCGACGUUCACCGGCUUCUCCGCAAGAAGGAUGAGCAGGUGCCUUGGUCUGUACAGGAAGUUGCAGAUAUUGCGGACAGGUUUGGUACCCCGCUGCACGUCUACGAUGAGACAACGAUUCGAGGACAGUGUGGCAAGCUAAAAGCCACGUUCGGUGGGCUGAAUAAAACGUCCUACAUGAACUAUUUCGCAGUAAAGGCGACGCCGACGCCAGCAAUAUUGAAACUGAUGAAGUUAUGAAAAUCUUGUUCGUGAUGAGGACUGUGACCGUGUACUUACGUAUUCAGACCAUGCGCUAAUUGCAUACAACAAGUGCAUGAGAAAAAUUAAAUGAAGGACACCAACGCAAUUUUUAGUACUUACAACAUGCUCUUGAUAAAGAGAGACUAGGCACAAUCAUCAUCAUGACCAUUACACUACUGCUCCUACUCCUUCCAGUCUUUGUUUCUGCCUGGAGGAAGGAAAGUUGCCACCUUUCUGCCUCUCACUUUCUGCCCCGUUUCUCCCUGGGAGGAAGGGCCCCACCUUCGUCGUGUCAACGAACCGAGCCCAACGAGCUAACAAGACUCAACUCGACGUCGACCCGACUCAACUGAAGCCAACUUAGGCCCCCUCAACUGAACGCAGCGCAACUUAAGCCAAAUUAACUGAACCCAACCCACCCAGCCCAAUGGACGACUGAACUCAAGUCAACUCAACGGAACCCAACUCAAACAACGGAACCCAACCCAGUGCAGCCUCCUCGGACUUAAGCCAGCCACACUCUCUCAAGUUCGUGCGCCCAGCUCUACCGGAUACAAUUCAACCUGAGCCCCACGCAAGUUAACCAAACUCCAACGCAACUCAACCAGACACCAUCGUAGUCGGCCACUCCGUGAGCUCCUUAGCCGUGCUAACCAUUGCAGAAAGUGGAGCCUAGUGCAGUCCCGGAUUCAAACUGCCCUAGGGUGUGCAAAAAAAGCCCCUGUAAUGUUGUAGGGCCCCUGUCGCCGGCCCUACCCUCCUCCUCCUCCUCCUCCUCUAACAUCCGCAGAAGGCUUUGGAGCGGAUUGUAGUUCGAUGGCUGAACUACUAUUGGCAGAACGAUGUGGCUUCCAAGGUGAGGAGAUUAUGUUCACGUCCAAUAACACGCCGUCUGCGGAAUUCAAGCAAGCCAUGGAUCUUGGAGCCAUUGUGAACUUCGACGACAUCACGCAUUUGGAGUUUUUGGAGAAAGAAGUACUUUUAUCUAUUUUUUAGAGUUAUUUUGGAAAUAUGAAGUUGUACUAGUACUGUUCGUUGGAAAGAAAACCAAGAAACUGCAAAAUAAACAUAUCCGCCAACUCACAGAUUGCACUUUGGAACAAAGAAUCUCCUAAGAAGUACUCCUUUCCGGAGUUGGUGUCCUUCCGUUUCAAUCCUGGGCCUUUGCGCACGGGCAAUGCCAUCAUUGGAGACCCGAAAGAAGCUAAGUAUGUUAUGAAUGGUGGUCGUAGAUGAAUCUCUUUGUAGAAGCGACCUAGCUACGCAAUAGUACGAGUUGUACUGGUAGUUGUAUUUGUAUAGUUGAAUGGUACUAGUAGUUCUUGACUACAUAAAAAUUAAGCCAUGCCGAUGCCCAAGGAGUCUCCCUAUCACAAGAAAUAGCCGCGUUUUAUCAGUUCUUUGAGGACUUGACGUUUUUCAACAUCUUCCACUACUUCUAAUCAAUGCCUCUCCCGCAAGCAGUUGCUACAGGCAUAUGCCUAUGCGCGUGACACAUGCGGCGCCUCGCGGUUUGGAUUGCACACUAUGGUGGUUUCGAAUUGCCUCAAAGCGGAGGAGCUGGUGCAGACAGCGCAUAUGCUGUUCGAGCUUUGCUUGGAGAUCAAAACUGAACUUGGGAUUGACAUUGAAAUGAUAAAUUUGGGUGGUGGAGUCGGAAUCCAAUACGAUCCGCGUGACGGUUCGGACCUAGAUCUGGCGAGAGUGAGGACAGGACUCGAGAAAGCUUAUCAGGAAUGGAACGUAUUUGUUUCUACGUUGGUUGUUUCUAUCUCUUCAUCUAAUUGUCAUGAUUGUCUUUCUCGUCUUUAGAAGGUAUAGACUACUGUGGUGGAAGACCCGCGAGUGGCUCCCUCUAAGUGAUGACUGUCUCAGUCUCGAGAUAUUUAUAAUAGACUAAUUUUUUAGACCCGCAAAGGCAAAUGCUAGUGGUACAACUACGAAUACUACGUUUUAUGUUGAUCAUAGUAGACUCCUGACGUCCUCCAUCAAACUCAAACUCAGACCCGUUCGAGCGGCUUGCUCUCGAGUACCCGCAUUGUGACAGAGUGUGGUCGCUUUGUGACAGCACCAGGUGGCUACCUCCUCGCUCGCAUGAUGUUAUGAUGGGAAGCGACAGUGUUGAGAGUAAGUACGUCGUAAUUAUUAGACCAGAACACUUGAUGAUGAAGAUGUAAUGCCUUGCUUUAGAAGUUGGAGACGAAGGGUCUAGCUGGUUGUUGGAGAUGAGGGGCAGAGCAUUUAGUUCUACUACUAGAUGCUCUUCAGACAGCAUGGAGAUGAAGAUGAGUGGUCGUGUAGUUGAGCAAGUAAGUAACAUUAAAACAGCAUGCGCAUGGUCGUGUACUGGUUGAGCAGAUAUUAAGUAACACAAACAUGAACAUCCUAGUAAGUAGUGGUCUAUCUCUAAACUUUCACGGCAAGAGGGUGUACAAGAACUACGUUGGGCUUGACGCUUGCAUGGCCAACCUAAUGCGUCCCGGCAUGUACGGAGCUUAUCAUCACAUCACCUGCUUGCCUAUGUUAGGAGAGACAUAAUCAUUUGACUUUCUCCGUCUAACUCUCAGAUGAGACUUAGAACUUAGAUGAGCAUCAACGUCGGAGGUUGUAACUAGUCGUGGAAGUAAAAGCUGGUCGUGCCAUCUACGAGGGCAUUGGUCUUUAGUUGAUGUAGUAUUUAUGUAGUAUCUUUCCUUCCUCCUGUCGGGCCACCUCCGUUUUUGACACUCUGGUGCCAGUUACACUAAGACUAAGGAGAACAACCUCCAAAAACUACCUCUUUUUUAUAGUAUCAGGACUCCGCCUCUAAGACUAUCUGAGCCAAUUACACUGCCGAGAGUAGCGCCAUCGUCCAGUAGCUGCUCGUCGACCGCGGUGGGUGGUGACUCUUCUGCUUCCUGUUGUUCCAUAGAGGAUGUGGCUGGUGUUAGUACUACAAAUAUAACAUCUACGUGCACCAAAACCAACCAAGGACUCAAUUGGCAGACUGUGAAUAACGAGGAGGAGAUGAACAUGUGUGGAUGGACUGCUUCAGCAUCUUCUUAAGGCUCAAUAUAUUUCAUUUCAUCUCUCUGUGUUUCCUUCCUGGGAAUCUAGUACAGAAAUGAGUCUGCACUGUACCGCGGAAAAUAUGUAGGCAGGUUCUUCACGGAACUCGCUCGCGAUACCAAAAAAAAAAAAAGCGAGAUUAAUUGUAUUGUAUUGUAGCCAAAGAAAUGAAUUGUUUGGGCUCGUCUAAUCUUCCUCGUCCUCUGGUGGUAGUGGUGGUGCAUCAGCAUCGUCUUGCUCAGAAGGUUGUCUGGGUCCCGUAUUGGCUAAGAUAAGCGAGGCGCUUAACAAACCGAAAUUUUUGGAACAGUUGAUUCAGUUAAGACUUGAUGUUGGGAAUAUUAAAGAUGACAGAGAUGAUGAAGACACUGUAGGUAAUAAAAGCCAUCUACUUGUUUCUGUUUCUCGUAUUUCUUCCUGUUCCUCAACUCGUAUAACAUCGCUUUCCUUCAAGAUAUUUUCUUCGUUCUUGCUGGAGUCUCAGUUUGUUACUACAUCCAAGUAAGUUAGUAGGUGGUUUGAAAAGAAACCCGAAACCUUACAUACUGAGCUUCUAAUUCCCCCAGGAGCAAGAGCGAAAACUUCAACCACCGAAGGUUCUGCCAGCGACAAAACAAAUCUGUACGAUGUCACAGGAGGCCUCUGCGAAAACAACGACAAGUUUGCGAUAGACCGAUAUCUUCCAGUGGAACCUAAGGUGGGAGACCUGUUUCUAAUCCACGACGCUGGUGCACAUGGGCACUCUAUUAAGACAUAACAAGUAAGUAGAAGCUGAAGUAGAUCUAGAUGCUACUUCUAGAAAAUGAAGUGGGAUACUUCUGAUACUUCUAGCAGUGGGGUCCCUUUUCAUCUUAUUGUAAACUUCAAAGUGAAUAGUCGAGUCCUCCUUGUCUUCCAUCUUCAAAAUCAAUCCUGCUAGAGUUUGUGCUCGUGUUCCACAGGAAGAUGAGAUGAUGUUGCGCUCCUAUGCCCCUUGGUGUAGUGAGCAGAUGGAGUUACUCAGUAUGAAUAUCAAUAUGUUUAUUUAUUGUUACCUCUCAGGGAAAAGGAAAUCUUAUCGCCGAGUAGAUUCGCAUCGUCAUGCGUAUUACCUCUAGGCCCUUCGACCGUCAAGAGGUUAUCCUCGUCAUCCUGAAGGCUGUUCUAAUUUUCUGGGAUUCAACUACAACGGCAAGCUACGCAGUGCGGAGGUGCUGGUGAAGAAAGAAGGCCCUGUCCUGAUUCGCCGCGCCGAGACGCAUCAGGAUUUGUUUGCUUGCAUAGAAGGGUAUUACGGACGAGAAUAG
This is a messenger RNA of Amoebophrya sp. A25, 4813 nucleotides long. NCBI's taxonomy places the organism in Eukaryota, Dinophyceae, Syndiniales, Amoebophryaceae. The record is from the annotation of a GenBank genome assembly.